Messenger RNA from Pocillopora meandrina, 9181 nucleotides. The record is from the annotation of a GenBank genome assembly. Lineage: Eukaryota; Metazoa; Cnidaria; Anthozoa; Scleractinia; Pocilloporidae.
AUGAGUACAAAGUGGCAAGAGUUCGCAUCAAAUACUACAGUACAUGGCCUCCGCUAUGUGUACGAAAGCCCUUCCAGAGUUCUCCGCUUUGUGUGGUUAAUUCUUCUGUUGCUAUCUAUAGCGUGGUAUCUGUUCUUCGCGCAACAGAGUGUAGCUCUCUACUUUUCCCGACCGGUAAACAUCGAAUACACCGAGGUUGUUCCGGAGAGCGGAAACCUUACCUUCCCUGCUGUAACGAUUUGCAAUUUAAACCGUUUCGUCAAAAGGAAAAUCUAUAUGCCUUACGACGAGGAAGACUUUCACAAAUUGGGUCUAAAUCUCUCUUCUUGCGCAGCCGUCAGGAAGGUCAUCACUAACAUGACUUGCGGACAAGCCUUGUUAUGUUCCCACGAAAGGUAUGGGGUCGAAGUUAUAGAGAACUGCAACAAAACCAAGAAGCGAAUUGUUGAUGCUCUUAACAGCACCAAGGAAGCAGUGUUUAACCCGGAAAAGUUCUUGGGUGCUUACGGACAUGAAUUUGAAGAAAUGUUUACGUAUUACUGUACUUUUGCAACAAAGGAAGAGUGUAAAUCUGCAGAUUUCUUUCCUAAUUUGAUUCAAGGUGGCCGUUGCUUCACCUUUAACUCAGGAGAAAAUGGAACAAUAGUCCGUAACACAAGUGUCGCGGGAUCUUCUGGCGGCUUAGCUGUCGUUUUGGACGUUCGAACGGAUGAAGUUACCAUCAGUGAAUUCUCUCGUGGGUUGAGAGUGAUCAUUCAUGAACAAGGAGAGUACUUAAGCAUGGACCAUCAUGGAUUUAACGUUUUUCCUGGUUCACAUACUUUGGUCCGUGUAACUGCCAUACAGGUAAGUUUUUUAAUUUUAAGUAUUUUUUCCCCUUCCCUCCAAUUCAACAAUAGUUCUGAUCCACAAACAUUUGCGUGAUUCUGGGAUAUGAUUGGAGGUUUUUCCGUUGAGCAAGGCAUUUUGUGGGGUUUAGUUGCGAGAUUUAAAGUGGUCUGGAAAUUGCUUGGAGAAGAAAUAAAAAUUCAAAGGGAGAAUUAAUAAAAGUCCAAAAGUUGUCAAAUUUUAUGUAGCUUGUAGUACUACCAAAACGACAUGUGAGCUUUCUACAAAACUGCAACAACAAACACUGGACAAACAAAAAGUACAACUGUCACAAAAACAGAAUGAAGCUAGAACCAAGUCUCGUCUAUUUCUGUCUUGUAUUUGGCAGGGACACCGUCUCAAAUCUCCAUACAAAACAAACUGCACAGAGCGAGUACUUCCUGGAAUACCUCACUACAGUAGGGACGCCUGCAUCAUACAAUGUCUUGCCAACAAGACCGUGGAAAUGUGCGGAUGUAAGCUGGUUGGAGUACCACGUAGGUGAAACGGAACACGUUGCCAAAUACAGAUAUGCAAAAUAAAGCUCUUAACUUAGUGAGUCCACCUCUAAUGAUGAUAAAAAAAUAACUUUUUUUAUUAUGUUUAAUUAUUUGCUCUCCUUUGAUUUCUGUUCAACGUCCGCAGUUCCUUCAAAGGCUCCAGUCUGCACGUUCCAACACCAAUAUUGCUUCACUAAGACUAGAGGUUUGUGUAAUUUUUUUUUUCUUUGAAGUUCAAAGGCUAUGCUUAUCUGUCCAACAAACACAAAACAAAAAAGUGUCUGAGCUCUUUUCACUGGUCCUCCUUCCACGGGUUUGUGGGUUGUAAAUGUCCCUAGUUUGGUGCAAUAAGCCGAGCUUUCCUUGUUAGUUAAGUAACGAUAUUAGAUGUGAAAACGUGCUCAUGUCGUAAUUAAUAAACUAAUAGAUUUAUUAACAUCUACUUGAUGAAAAGAGGAAAAAAAGUGCCAGACUCAUAUCUAGAGAAUUUGAGUAGUUGUAGUUGUGCAUGUUUGAUCUUAAUUUAAUACUAGAAAAAAUUGUUCAGCUGUAUGUGCAAAUGUAUACUUCCUUAGACCAGGAAGAGUAUUGAACUGAAGGAGGCUGAUUGAUUGAGAUUAUAAUGUAAAACAAUUUUUUUUGUUUGUUCGUUGGUUUGACCACUUGCGUGUAUGAUGCUUCUCUUUCAUAACAUGUGAACUCUUCUUGCACUCAGAGUCAUUCAAUGCGUAUCACUGUUUCUGCGGGUUGCCUUGCCAAGAAGUUGAUUACAGGAUCCAAGUGUCUACCUCUGAAUUCCCGGACCACGGUGCUGCAAAAAUACUUCAUGAACGAUAUGGCUACAAUAAAAGCAUGGAAUAUCAGAGGUGACUAAGUGUAAAAAGCAUGAAAGUUGGAAAUUCGGGCAUAUUUGCCAAUAUUUAAAAUGAACAAAGUGACACAUUCAAAGUUUUAUGAGAUGUGAGAAAUUUUGGAAUAUCCUUUGGCCCUUGAAAGUAAUGUAACACUCAUUCUCCCGGUGCUUGCUGCUUUUGAGAUGAUGUACGUCUAACGAGUUGGCUAAAACCAUCUUUUAUACAACGAUCGUAAAUGAAAUGUCUUUUCGGUUAAAAGCACUUACAGAAAUGUCUCAGAAUAUGCUAAAAACAAUAAAAAACUACUCUGCUUAUAACGUACACCUACACCAAGGGUCCAUGGUAUAUUAGCUCAGAUACCGUGCCUUGUAAACCAAUCGAAAUUAAAGAACUGAAAUUAAUCAUGGAGAGUUUGAAGUGGACAAUUAUACUGAUACGUUUUGGACCUAUGUUCGUUGUUACGUGGAUUACAGGGUACAUAAAAUUAGAGAAAUACCCUACUGAGCUUUUUGUUAGAAAAUCCUCGAUUGCACAGCUUACAUAUCAGAUAUUAUAAUGUGAAUCCUGCACAUUUUGUUUAAAGAAAUUUCCCUGAGAUGCUAUAAAUAGAACUAAAAAUUAUUUAGUUUUUUAGGGUUUUCUUAAGAAAGUUUAAAAGGAAUUAAUAUCUAGCUGUCACUUUUUCCACGUGGUCUUCCUCUGAUUUUCAGGAAAAACCUGGUUUUCCUUCAAAUUGGUUUCCAGUACCAAGGGUACACAGUCAUGGAAGAAAGAGCAAGUUAUGGCAUCGAGAGCCUCUUAGGUUAGAAAAUUCUGUGCCAAAGAUAAUUGAUUUGACUGUCUUGACUUCUUUUCUAUUCUAGCCUUUUUAAUCAUUUUUUUCCUAGAGUAAGAUUAACAAAUGGACCUCGGAGAUGAGAGUAAAACUGCUUAAUUAGAGAUGUGUAGAGUUUUCAGUUCCGAUCUUUUUCUCUUUCGCUUUUCUGCAGCACUGUCUGCGUAUCACAAUACAUUACGAUAAACUUUGUUUGAAGAGAUUACCUCGAAAUUGUGAUAAAUUGAUAACCCUGCAUUUUCUGAAUUGUUGAUGCUGAAAAGAUUAGACUGACUUUCCAACUCGCUGGUCUAUUACUUUUAUUUAUUGUAUUUAUAAUUUUAAUUUUAUUAUUAUUGUUAUUAAUAUCACUAGUAUUAUUUUCACUAUUCUGGUCAUCAUUAUUGUAAUUAUUGUUAUAAUAAUAAUAUUAUUAUUAUUUUGUCGUUAGUAACUCAAAUUUCUCCAAAAGACAAGAGGAGCAGAAAGAACUCGCAACCAACAAACGAUAGUCAGGAAAAGUAAUGUGAAUGUAAUAUCUGGCGAAAUUCGUUGUUUAAUGUUACUUUUCGUUCUCUUUCUACACCAGGUGAUCUUGGAGGCAAUAUGGGACUAUUUUUGGGCUGUAGCAUAUUGACAUUGUUUGAGUUUGGAGACUUGUUGUGGAAAAUCUUGAAGUUCAAGGAGAACCGAGUUCAAAAAAUAGACUCUGCAGGAAGGGAAAAAUCUGAAACAGAAUGAAUAGAGAAUGCAUUGACCAAGAAUUUCAUACAGCUUGGUUACUAUUUUAAAACUCUUCAUUAUACCAACACUUUGAAAUUGGUUUCCCUAUUAAAUUUUUGUCAUUUGGCCGUUUCAGUGAUUAUUGUAUGCUUAAAGUUAUUUUCUGGUGAUUAUCCAAAGUAUCAUUCACACAAAUGAAUUCGAAAAGUCUCACAACAUAAUUUGUGUUUGUAGCAGGCCGGGCUUAUGCCUCAGACACGAGGGACUUACAUUCAAAAUAUCACGGGCUAUUAGCACAAAGAGAAUACGGCGAAUCUCCCUUUUGGCUCAGAUUACUUAUUUCAGUCCAGACCCGUGCACGCGCUGCAAGGUUAUAAACGGUGUAAUGUAUUGGUGAUAAGCUAUGUCAACGGGGUUGAGCAUGCGCUGAUCGUGAAAGAGUCUUCAAGCACCUGCAUGAUGUUUAGAUUUAUUGAAAAAAAAAAAAAAAACGAAAUAAGCACAAAAAAAGUCAUUAAGAAACUCUUCCAAAGCCACCUUAAGUAAAUUGCAUGCAUUCACAUGUUCUUUGGUAGCACCUUUGGGAUAUGACUACACUCAUCAGCCAAGUUUGGCAGCUGUUUCGUUGAAAUGUGCGUCAGUCAAAACUGUAAUUUGGACUUCAACACUUGGAUUAAAAAUAGAUUCCCUGCCAUCUUGGUAAACAACGAAACGUAUUCCAUGCGAGAGUUUGAUGAAUGAGGUCUUAAUUAGAAAUCAGUUUUGUUUUGCAGAUCGGAAAUAAAGAGCAAACACCAUCAGAAAACUGUCAAAUUAUUUCAUAAGGCUUUCUCAUAUAGCCUUUUAAGUAACUGUGAAGGUUACAAUUUAAACCACGCGCAUUUGUAACGGGGUUUUAAUUAAUUAUUACAACACACAAGCAGUAUUGUAGUGAAAAAAGGGUCAUUACUUGCAUGCAAUAAAUUUUAAUAAUAAUAUUUGUUCUUUGUAAAGCACAUUUUACAUGUGCAUAUGAUCAAAUGCGCGAAAGUUGUGCUUUGAUGAACUAUGUAUGUCAUUUAUGCCUACAACUAAGUCAGACAUUGAGAGCAAUCACUCCAACUUAGGUUGUAAAGCAGAACGCAUUCUAUCACUGUAAUUGCUCGUUGCAAUUGAAUUUGACUCUGAAUAAUAUUUUAAUUUUUUAGCCUCGUGUGGGUCCAUUCCUCCGUAGUGAUUAAGCCGUUAUAAUUUCAUCUUGACUGUAAAACGUAUUGGUAAGUGUAGGUGUUUCGUUCGGGAAAAAAAAGGUGCGAAUUCUCUCUGCGCUAAUGUUUCAAGUAACAAAUUAAAGAAGGCUUGCGCACACAUUUCAUCAUCCUUUUGUCUUCUCAAUCUGCCUUUUUCAAUACUGCCGGAAAUAAAAAUAAUGAAUGAUUUCAAUUUUUAACUGUCAAGUCAUUAUUUUGAUGAAAGGUAUAAUUUACAAUUUUCCCUUUUUCCUUAUUUUAAAUUUUAUUUUGUAUUACUGUUGUUAUAUUUCUCAUGAACCUUUUAGGAAGGAAGGAAGGAAUAACGGGAUUGUGUUAUUCUAUUUUUUUUUAAACAUUUAGGAAAGACAGGCGAAUUAAGGAUUGUUUUGGAUUUCAUUGUGUUUAAAUUAUUUAUGGUUUCCGCUGCGUUUUUUUGUGUCUUAUGCAAAGUGGAAACGCACCAGAGAGAGAUUUCAUUAGCGCUUUUUUCUGUCUUAUAUAAAGUGCAAACGCAUCAGAGAGAAAUUUUAUCAGCGGUUUUUUCUGUCUUAUGUAAAGUAGAAACGCACCAGAGAGAUAUUUUAUUUGAAGUGUAAGGUGCUUCGAUUUGGCUUCGAUUCUUCGAUUCAACACGGCUCUAACAGCAUGGUUGCCACCAAAUGGCGAAAAUUUGUGUCUGAUACAACCGUUCACGGUCUUCGCUAUGUCUUUGAAAGCCCUUCAAGACUUCGUCGGUUGAUUUGGCUGUUGCUUCUCUUGGGUGCAAUCGCGAUUGAUAUCUAUUUCUUAAUAGAAAGUGUUGAGAAAUACUCCUCAAAGCCAUUUAACACAGAAUUCACAGAGGUUGUCCCUGAGAAUGGAGAAAUUUUUUUUCCUGCGGUGACAAUUUGUAACCUAAACCGAUUCGUCAAAAGGAAAAUUAAUAUGUUUGAAAAUGACGAGAACUUUCACAAAAUGGGGUUAAAUCUCUCUGCUUGUGAAGUGACAAGUAAGGUGAACAAAUCCUUGAGUUGUGGACAAGCGCUAAUGUGUGCCUUUGAACCAUUUGGCUGGGCAAUUGCAGAGAAUUGCAACAUGACCAUAAGACAGCGAAUAAUCAGUGCCCUUAACAGGACAAAGGAGCCAAUUUUCAACCCCGAAGAGUUUAUAGAAACUUUCGGACAUGACUUUGCCGAAAUGUUUCUAUAUUACUGUCGCUUUUCAGUAUCGCAGGACUGCACGAGUGCCGAUUUUCAUCCAACACUUACCAAAAAUGGUCGCUGCUUUACUUUCAACUCCGGGAAAAAUGGAACCAAAGUGCGCAGUACAAGACGGGCUGGAGUAUCAGGAGGUCUAAGUGUUAUUUUAGAUGUACAGGCUUACGAAAACACUGUAAGCGAAUUCUCGCGAGGGCUGCGAGUUGUUGUACAUGAUCCAGGAGCCAUUGUAAAUUUGGAUAAAGGCUUUAAUGUCUUUCCUGGAUCACACGCUUUGGCACGAAUAGCUGCAAUAAAGGUAAGUCUUGUCAUAUCCCAGCUGCUGCACCGUUAAAAUGUGUUUCAGUUUUUUUUUUUUAAAUUAUUUUCGCGAACCAGAUAAGAGCCUUUUUCUGUGCGAUACGCGAUGCACUAGCAGGUUACGUCUAUCAGUUUGAAGAUAAACAUGCUUAUGUCUAACAGAACGGUUGUACGCCUGUGAAGAUCGUUCCUGACACAUUAAACAUUGAUAGGAAAUGUUUGACGAAGCCAUCGAAACUUACUGUUGCCAAAGAGGACGAAUGAUGGGCUUGGAACUGCUUCAAGAUAUGCUGACAAAGUUGUUUUGGAAACAACAGCAAAAACACGAGAAAACAUUGUACAAAACGAGAAAGAAAACAAACAGGACAAAACCAAAUAAUACAUAAAUCAUGAGCUCUUCACUUAAUAGAUUUACUCAUGCUAGAUAUUGCAAAAACUCAAUCGCAGAGACAGGACCCAAACUAAACUAAUAACUCAUUGUGGAACUCGCUCAUUUCGUACUUGUCGAGCUCAGAUAGGUUGGACCUUGACAGUUAUUCUGAAUACAAUGAUCAGUUUGGAGAAGAGAUUUGAUCACUUGCAUCUUCUGGAAGAACCUUUGCGUUGUAACAUCCGGACAUUUAAUCUAACCUUCUUCACUUGUCGUCGAAAGAGUAUCUAUUUAUUUAGUUAUUCUAGCCGGAUAACUUACUCGUUUAAUACAUUUCCCAACCGAAGAUAUGGGUUCAUUUUGUUUUGGUAUGAUUAUGGCUCAAACUAGGAGAUUAAGUAUCUCCUGGUAUGAGGUCGAUUUCAGGUAAGGGAAGAUGAAACAUCUUAGUGAGAGGCAGUGUCCUGUGCUUGGAACAGCGAAAAGUCAUCGUAACUUGUAAAUUUUAUAUUUCUAAGCUCUGUUUCUUUUCGUAUGUAAAACAAAUAUUGGAUCAAAGUAACUAACCAAUUUGUACAAAAGCAAUAUCUAAGACAAUUUUUCUAUUUCUACAAAAAUUUCAGCAUGAGCGACUACCGUAUCCGUAUAAGUCUGACUGCACGAGGAGAGUCCUUCCUAACAUAACCCGUUACAGUAGAGAUGGCUGCUUCAUACAAUGUAAAGCAAAUGUCACCUUAAAAAGGUGCGGCUGUAGAGAAAUCGGUGCUCCAGGUAAGCAGGUACCAUAAUAGUCAAAACAUUUUAUCCUCGCUUCGCCUGCAAACUUGGCAUGUUAAAAUAGACUCCGGUGGCCUUCCUUGGGGUACGUUGACCUUCCAUGGGACAAGCUGAGUGACAACUCUCACAGUCCACGGUCAUGUUGUAUUAAUUAUUCAAAUAAAUUUGAUAUUUCCUGUUUGCAUCUCAGUGCCAUCAAACUCGCCGGUUUGUUCUUUUCAACACCACUUCUGCGAGAAACAGAAAGCAGGUAACAAGAAACUCCAGUUAUACUGGUUUACUUUAGUAAUACAUAUGUUGAACAUUUUCAUGACCAUCUUUAAGAGAGAUGCUCUGAUCAAGGGCUAACGUUCUAAAGUCAUCUUUAGAAACUCUUUAUGGUGGUUAAUUUAAACAGCAUCAUAGUUUCUUUUGAGACGCACCCCCAUUACUCAUCUAUAACAAAACAUUUUCCGAAAAACGUCGGUCGACUAGGAGAUAUAUCUGAGUUCAUUUCCUGCAGAAAUUCAUCGUCUUUAAAGGAUCGAAGAUAUUGUGAAGCUACAAGAGAAGGUCUCUGAGCCGAACUGAAAAGUUUUAGACUUAAACGCUCUCUAAAAAAAGUUUUCCUUUUUCAUUUCAGAGUCGUACAAUCCUUUCAACUGUUCAUGCGAUAUUCCUUGCGAGGAGACAGAGUACAUGACUCAGGUGUCUUACUCUCAAUUCCCUGAUGAUGGAGCAUCUAAAAUCCUAAAAUACAAGCACGCUUACAACAAAAGCGUAGAAUAUCAGAGGUAACCAUGUCAAAAUGUACCUAAGAGGAUGUACAUUCGAUGCACAUUCGAAUGAGUGGAUUAAUCGUGACUUAACUGUUUUGGUGUUGGUCCAUUUUAGAAUUCGAUUAGAAAUUUAUCCAUAAAUAGAUUCUCAACCACAGUUUUCCAUCAGUAAGAGAUAGAAGUUACCGUGCUUAUCCCAAAUAAGAUGGGUGUUAAUUUAGCAAAAUACUUCGUGUAAAAGCGUUGUUUCAAAUUCAUUUUAAGGGGAAAUUUAGUGUUCCUCCAGGUUGGAUAUCAGCGUCAUGGAUACACUCUGAUGAGAGAAAGUCCAAGCUACAAGAUUGGGAGCUUGAUGGGUAUUUAAGAAUUUAAAAAAUUUGCCUUCUUGUUGUUUUUGUUGUUAUUGUUGUUGGUAUUGUUACUAUAAAUUGAUUCAGAAGCAAAGUGAUGGUGGAAUAAUUGUAUUGCAGAUAGAUUUUGGAUAUCUUUGAUAAUCAUAGCCAAUUACGAUUUUUUAACGAGAAAAAAAUCCUUCAUACACCAUGCAUGUUGUCUUUGAAUUAAUUAACUUGAGGUAGAACUUCGGGGAACAAAUAUAGGGUUAGCUUAGGUUUAUAAUGAACGUGUGUGUUUUUCUUCAGGUGAUAUCGGUGGAAAUAUGGGUCUUUUCCUGGGCUGCAGUCUAUUAACAAUAUUUGAAUUUUUUGACCUGGCUUGGAACAUCUUGGAAUAUCGAGCGAACAAGAAUAGAAAUAUUGCUCAGGAGCAGAUGGGAAACGAAGGAGUAUGA